AUGCUCAAGCAACCACGACAGACAGGCGACGACAUAUGGAAGACCCGCGUCGACAAGAUCAGCGCCGAGCUGUUCACCCUCACAUACGGCUCCGUUGUCGCCCAGCUGAUCAAAGACCACGAGAACUAUAUUGAGGUCAAUAAGCAUCUAGAUAAGAUGGGAUACAAUAUUGGAGUGAAAUUGAUUGAAGACUUUCUGGCAAAGUCUGGGGUGAACAAGUGUGGCGACUUUCGGGAGACGGCUGAUACGAUAGCAAAGGUCGGCUUCAAGAUCUUCCUCAACAUAACCCCCACAAUAACCUCCUUCUCCGCCGACUCUAAAGAAUUCUCGCUCAUCCUCGACGACAACCCGUUAUCCGAGUUCGUCGAGCUGCCAGAUGACGCCGUGACCGAACUAUGGUACUCCAACAUCCUGUGCGGGGUGCUGCGCGGCGCGCUCGAGAUGGUGCAGAUGCAGGUCGAGGCGUGGUUUGUGAGCGAUGUGUUAAGGGGGGAUGAGGUGACGGAGUUGAGGGUUAGGCUGGUCAAAUAUUUGGAGGAGGAGGCGCCCGCGGCCGAGGAUUAG
Molecule: messenger RNA, 564 nt
Organism: Fimicolochytrium jonesii
Lineage: Eukaryota; Fungi; Chytridiomycota; Chytridiomycetes; Spizellomycetales; Powellomycetaceae
Product: NO signaling/Golgi transport ligand-binding domain-containing protein
Exons: 4
Coding region: 1-564 (187 amino acids)
Biological process (GO): endoplasmic reticulum to Golgi vesicle-mediated transport; intra-Golgi vesicle-mediated transport
Cellular component (GO): cytosol; cis-Golgi network membrane; TRAPP complex
Source: RefSeq, a predicted model, not a curated record